AGAAGGUAGGGGCGGGCUCAAAUUGGAGUGGACGCCAUCUCGGGCUUUUGGUGACACUGAAGAGAUUCUGGCAGUCAGCUAAAAUCUAAUUACAUUGCACAAACAACCGAUUAUUGUGGUCAUCUGAGGUUUGGAUAAACUUGGAGACGGGUUGAAGCUAAGCAUUAUGGCUAGCUAAACAGCGGGCCAGCACUUCAAAGUUAGCAAAGUCCUCCUGGUGUUUUGUUUACUAAACAACUUUGGAGCCUUCUAUGCUAAGGCCAAAUUUAAAGGAAUAACUGCUUGGAUGUCAUUUUAUGCUGAGAAAGAGACUUUUCUUUGACAUUUUCUGUCUCACAACGAACAAUUGUUGGAAGUUGCUGAAAACAUUGAAUACGCUUUUGGAUAAUUGUAGCUUCAAGAGGAAAGGACAAUCUGAGAUUUCUGUGGACUCAGCUCAUCCGCAGACUGUUAGUAACUCCUACUUGAGCAUAAACAUUGAACUACGCAGACAUGAGUGUUGCCAGAACAGAGAACCCAGUCAUUCUGGGCUUGUCCAGCCAAAAUGGCCAACUUAGAGGCUCAGUGAAGCCUGCUGGAGCACCAGGUGGCAACGUCCCCACGCAGCAGCUACAUCAAAUGAAAGGCACAAUAAAUAACGGUGGCUCCCAACUAGCCCCGUCAGCAAACGCGGUCAUCAAGCCUGGAGAUGACUGGAAGAGAAGUUUGAAAUUGCCUCCAAAAGACAUGCGUAUGAAAACUUCGGAUGUGACUGCAACGAAAGGUAAUGAAUUUGAAGACUAUUGUCUAAAGAGGGAGCUUCUCAUGGGAAUCUUCGAGAUGGGCUGGGAGAAGCCAUCUCCAAUCCAGGAGGAAAGCAUUCCCAUUGCACUGUCAGGAAGGGACAUUUUGGCCAGAGCCAAGAAUGGCACGGGAAAGAGUGGAGCCUACCUCAUUCCCUUACUUGAACGUAUUGACCUGAAGAAAGACAGCAUACAAGCAUUGGUAAUCGUACCCACCAGAGAAUUGGCUCUACAAGUGAGUCAAAUUUGUAUCCAGGUCAGCAAACACAUGGGUGGUGUCAAAGUAAUGGCCACCACAGGUGGAACCAAUCUUCGUGAUGACAUCAUGAGACUCGAUGAAACUGUACAUGUGGUCAUUGCUACUCCCGGCAGAAUUUUAGACCUUAUCAAAAAAGGAGUCGCCAAAGUUAAUCAAGUACAGAUGAUUGUUCUGGAUGAGGCGGACAAACUCCUCUCUCAGGACUUUGUGGCUAUGAUGGAGGAGAUACUGGGCUUCCUUCCAAAACAGAGGCAGAUUUUGCUUUAUUCUGCAACUUUCCCUCUUAGUGUGCAGAAGUUUAUGAAUGCACACUUGCAGAAGCCCUAUGAGAUAAACCUAAUGGAAGAGCUGACAUUGAAGGGUGUGACUCAGUAUUAUGCAUAUGUAACUGAAAGGCAAAAAGUCCACUGCCUUAAUACUUUGUUCUCCAGGCUCCAGAUCAAUCAGUCCAUAAUCUUCUGCAACUCCUCUCAGAGAGUGGAGCUACUGGCCAAGAAGAUCUCCCAGCUUGGUUAUUCAUGCUUCUAUAUCCAUGCCAAAAUGAGACAGGAGCAUCGCAACCGUGUUUUCCAUGACUUCAGAAAUGGCCUGUGCCGGAACCUCGUCUGCACUGAUCUCUUCACAAGAGGAAUUGACAUUCAAGCUGUGAAUGUUGUGAUCAAUUUUGACUUUCCCAAACUGGGGGAAACGUACCUUCAUCGCAUUGGUCGUUCUGGUCGCUUUGGACAUUUGGGUCUCGCUAUCAACCUCAUCACUUACGACGAUCGCUUCAACCUAAAAGGGAUUGAGGAGCAACUUGGAACAGAGAUCAAGCCCAUCCCCGGCAUCAUUGAUAAGAGCCUGUAUGUGGCAGAGUAUCACAGUGAGAGUGGAGAAGUGAAGCAGUGAAUCAAUCGGUUCAUCCUCUAUUCUCCUUUGUAACAUUUUUCAUCCCACCUUGAACUCCCCCACCCCCGUGUAGUUUUUUUUUUCUCCCCCACACCCCCUGACGCCACCAUAAGGAACGUUUUGUUUGGAAAUGUUCGGGAACUCCUCUGCCUCUUCACAUGGAUCAGUGCUGCAGCGCCACAUUCUGAAGACACGAGCACUGGGAGGAAAGUAUGGGACCAAGCUGACAAAAUGUUGGUGCACUUCUUGAUGACUCAUACCCACCUGUGACAGAAGGAAAAAAAAAAGAGCCAGCACCAACAGCACCCCCCCCCCCCCCCCCCCCCCACACACACACACACGUUACAUCCUCCACUCUGCCCUUUUUAUUUUCUCCAUGUUAAAGAUUUGUAUCAAGUGCCUUAACAAGCCGUUCUUGUUCUAAAGUAAUAACAUUCAUCGUCAUUUUCUGUCAUCGUAACUCACUUCCUAUCACAUAAAUCACAUUCACUUGUUUAAAAAUGUCACAGUGAUUUAACGACUGAUCAGAGGUGAAUUUAUAAUUAUUUGUUUGGGUCAUGUAUUUGUGGUGACUGGUGUUUAUUGGGGGGGCAGGUAGUCCUUUUAUUUGUGCUGGCUUAGCUGCACUCAAGUUUAACCCAUGAGGACAAGCUUUGACUUUCCAUGGACAGAAAUGCUGGAUUUUUCUUUUUCUCUCCUCAUGAUGCAGCCAGAUUGUCCAGUUGCUUGUGAAGAAGCUUUUGCUACUAAAAGACUUUCCAUCUUCAGAAUCUGGACACUAAACACAAAUGAGCACUCUGCGGACUCCCGGCACCAUCAGUGAGGAUUCCCGUUUGGAUGGACAGUAAAUGGUGUGAAAGUUUUUUUUUUUGUUUUUUUUUUCCCCCCUGCAUCCAUCUUCCUAUAUGGAUGGCCAUAAUUAAUUGUGAGAAAUGCAGCUGCCAUGUCUGUGUGCUGCGCGUCCUGUGUAUAUACACCAUUUUAAGAUUUUUUUUUUAAAACGAGUGUAAAAGGCUGGCUGACACCCCCCCAUACAUUGGCACAGAAGACUGGAAACCUCUGUUUGGUCUAACUUUGGCCUAUGAAUUUAUUUAUAAUUUUAGACAUUCAAAGUUUUCUGCAAUCCUUAAAAAAAAAAAAACCGCAAUGGCUGUGUGCAAAUGCUUGUGGAAGUUAAUAAUCAGUUUAAAGCUCCUAAAUUUGAUGGCAAGUGCAGUUAAAGUUGCACUUAAGCAGGGAUAGUUUUUGUUUUUAACAUCUUUGCCUUUGUGCUGAUUAUUUCAAUUUCCACUAACUACUUUAAGUUUUUACGCAAUUUUUGUUGUCUCCAGCCUUUACUUGUUUAAAAAAAAACCUGACUCCUCAGACCCUCUGUGUGGUCUCCAGUGACAUGUGAAGAGACUGUGAUCUAUCAUGUAGUAUGACUUGCUGCAGUGCAGCCGAAUUGGCAGAGAAUUUAUUUCCUGGGGGAGCAAUUAGCUGUUACGAUGACCUGUGUGCUGAUUGAGCACAGCUACAUGACUUCACAAAUGUUUGAAAAGCUGCAUUUUGUCCCCCCCCCCCCUUGGUGAACAUUGGCUGAAGCAUCAAAGUGAACAAUCUGACAUAAAAUGUAGCAGGACUCGUUCUCUGUGCAAUGCAAGUUAGCUGUUUUAUUUUUAAAGUAAAACCAGCUAACACAAAGAAGCUUUGUUAAGCACAACUUGAGGAGGUUGAGCUGCACUUCUGCACAGAGGUCGGUUCAUGCAAUAACGCUGACUGCGCUGCUGGUUUCUAUGGGGUGCAGUGCAAAACCUGAGGGGGGAGUUGAUAUGAAGGACUAGAAGACUUUAGUGGGACUGCUUGUUUAAAAAAAACUAACUGCUCAGUAUGCAGCUUAUUUCUUUGCCCUUUGUUGCUUUAAUAUGUUGGGGUUUGGUAUUUUUAUGCACCAUAACCUUGUUUUGCAUCAUAUUUCUGUGAGCAUUUGUUCAGCAAAGAUCUUUGUUGCAAACAAGGUUCCCUUUAAUACAGCGAGAUGCUCUUUUGACUGUUCUAAUCAAUGAGGAAGUGUUGCAUUUAAUUUCAGGUGUUUUAUCAAAGUGCGAAUAAGUUAUUUCCACUCAGAUUUCUCAUUGGUUAGGACCAUGACCACCUAUUUGCUCAGUUUUCUUGUCCCUAAAUACUUGAAUGUCUUCGAAUUUGGCUGUUGCGGGCGGGCAGGAGGGGUUCAUACUUAAAAUUCCAAAGUGAAAUGAAGCACUGAGCAAGCAGGGGUCUAAAAACAGACAUUUGGCAGCUGUCUGUAGCUUUGUGGUCCACUGGCAGUUGAUGCUAAAAUUGGAGUGGUCUAACCUGGAAGACGCAAGGUAUCUGCUUUUGAGGGGACUCUGCUUAACUGCCAGUGGGUGCCACUCAGAACCCUAAAGAUUGAGACAAGAGCAUCUUGCACUAGAUAUUGAGUGACAUUAAUUGGACAUGUAGGUUCAAAUUGUCUCAUUCUUUAAGGUUGUUUCUUUGGGGGUUAAAAAAAAGUGGGUGGUGAAAUUGGUCAUCCUGCUGCCCUGAUGCAGAUACUGAUCCUCUCCUGAUAUAUGUGACACAUUUAACAAGACACAGUUGGUGUGUAAAUGACUUGGCCUGUCCUGUCACUUAUCUCUCGAGUAGGAUGUUGGAAGUCCUUUUUUGGAUAUCUUGUGAAUCUGCUUCAGUACAAAGAUAUGGGGAGGGGCCUUUGGGUGUUCCAAAACAUGGUUACAUGAUCUAAAGAGCCAAAGUUCUGGCUAUGGGUACAGAAAUGUUUGGAAAUUUUGCCCAUGCAUUUUGUUUUUCAAAUAAAACGUUCAGUGGAGUACACACUAUUGAGAUGCUUUUAGUGAAGCAUUUAAAGCCUGAGUUAAGGGAUUUUGUUUUAUUUGAUUGAAAUUUGGUCAUUACUUAAUUGGGAGACUUUCAGUGAAACAAAUUUUACAGUGAACUGGAGUUUUGAGAAUGUCAAAAUGUAAUUGGACAAGUUCUGUUAAAAAUAAAUUUCACUGAAAUUUA
This is a messenger RNA of Thalassophryne amazonica, 4953 nucleotides long. RefSeq names its product DEAD (Asp-Glu-Ala-Asp) box helicase 6 (gene ddx6). Lineage: Eukaryota; Metazoa; Chordata; Actinopteri; Batrachoidiformes; Batrachoididae. The transcript is spliced from 14 exons. Gene Ontology annotation, cellular component: cytoplasmic stress granule; P-body. The coding region runs from base 493 to 1929 and encodes 478 amino acids. The record is from RefSeq and is a predicted model, not a curated record. Gene Ontology annotation, molecular function: ATP binding; RNA helicase activity; mRNA binding. Gene Ontology annotation, biological process: cytoplasmic stress granule assembly; P-body assembly.